GCAACGCACUGGUACGUAAUGCCAUCGGCGAGCCAGUCUGACGCCAGGCACCGCGACGCUAUGACGUCACUGGUCCGCGUUUUUCCACCGAUCGUUUCAUCACAGCGACAUCUACUGGAGCUGGUGUGACGCGCGAGUUCCUUCGGCUAUAAACCGAAUAUAAACCAGGUGAAUCCGGAAUCAGGAGCCUUUCAACGCGGAACAGAGUUUCGUCCGUGGUGUUCGCUUGCGAACGAAUCUGAGCGACUAUCAGCUGCUACAUUUUCAAAGAGAAAAAUCUCGCGGACGAACGCGAGCCGGCAAACUCGAAGCGACCUUGAGACAACGUGGAGGAUUUCCCACGAGACCGUUGGUUGCCUGAUCCGCAAAAGAGAAAGUGGACAAAGGGACAGACAUUCUCGCGCUUUCUUUCCUUUCUAUAGACACGUUUAAAUUAUUUUGGAAUAAACUCGGCCGGUUGACCUUCGAACAACGCGAAAGAUGCAAAACGGGCGGUGAGACGGUUUCGGUGUUGGAAGAUACAGAGGAAAAUUAGAAAGCUACAGCGCGAGCAAGGUUGAUCGUCGCGAAGCGAAAGAAGUCUGUGGAGAAACAUGGGGAAGAAGAACAGCAAGCUGAAACAGGAUACCAUCGAUCGACUCACCAAUGACACGUAUUUUACCGAGAAGGAGAUUCGACAAUGGCACAAAGGAUUCCUGAAAGACUGUCCCGAUGGCCUGCUAACGGAACAGGGUUUCAUAAAGAUCUACAAGCAGUUCUUUCCACAAGGCGAUCCAUCGAAAUUUGCCACGCUGGUUUUCAGAGUGUUCGACGAGAACAACGAUGGCACGAUAGAGUUCGAAGAGUUUAUAAGGGCGCUGUCGGUAACGUCGCGCGGCAACCUGGACGAGAAACUUCACUGGGCGUUUCGGCUGUACGACGUGGACAACGACGGUUUCAUCACGAGGGAGGAGAUGUACAAUAUCGUCGAUGCGAUGUACGAGAUGGUGGGGCAACAGCCGCAGGCGGAGGACGAGAACACGCCACAAAAGAGGGUGGACAAGAUCUUCGAUCAGAUGGACAAAAACCACGACGACAAAUUAACCCUGGAAGAGUUCCGGGAGGGUAGCAAAGCCGAUCCUAGAAUCGUGCAAGCGUUGUCGUUAGGCGGCGAGUAACCUCGAGCCCCGUCGANNNCGAGCCCCGUCGAGACCGCACCGUGCGUCGUCGAUCGUUUCAAGCCGGACGAUCGUCUCGUCACUUCGGUCCGGUCGUCGAAACGGAUAGAGAGAGAAAUCGAUCGCUCGAACAGAUAAGGAAAACGGGCGGCUCGAUAACCAUAAGCACGCAGUCCGGCGUACACGCAUACGUAGGUAGCACAUAAUGCGAAUCGACAUGACGCGAUCCUCUCUCUCCCUUCCUCUCUGCACUUUGUUUGUGCGAACGACAACAGGGACGGACGACAAAAUCAGGAAAAAUCGAGUCCUCGCGAAAUUGACUUUAACACGUUGACUGCCGCGCUUGUUUACAAUGAAAUCUCCU
Molecule: messenger RNA, 1521 nt
Organism: Bombus impatiens (common eastern bumble bee)
Lineage: Eukaryota; Metazoa; Arthropoda; Insecta; Hymenoptera; Apidae
Product: frequenin-1
Exons: 8
Coding region: 594-1157 (187 amino acids)
Molecular function (GO): calcium ion binding; calcium sensitive guanylate cyclase activator activity
Source: RefSeq, a predicted model, not a curated record